Molecule: messenger RNA, 1395 nt
Organism: Pneumocystis jirovecii RU7
Lineage: Eukaryota; Fungi; Ascomycota; Pneumocystomycetes; Pneumocystales; Pneumocystaceae
Product: protein translocase subunit TIM50
Exons: 7
Coding region: 1-1395 (464 amino acids)
Molecular function (GO): phosphoprotein phosphatase activity
Source: RefSeq, a predicted model, not a curated record
AUGCAUUUAAGAUUUUUUGGUACUCUUACGUUUCAAUCUAAGGCACUAAAUAAACAAUUGAAUUGGCCUUUUAUUAUCAUUUUAAAGAAUCAUUUAAUUUUGAGCUCUAAACAAAACACAUUUUUAAAUUAUAGAGAUAAAUCAACAUCUUCUAAUAGUCCUUUAAAUAUUGGACAUUCUUUUAACACAGAUGUUUCAAAGGAGAUAAAUUUAAACAGUGAAAAAUCAAACACUGAAGAAAUGACUAAUUUAAAAAUAUUAAAAAUGAAAAACAAAUUAAAGUAUAUAUUUUCUAAUGACAUUACUGAAAAAAAGCAAAAAUAUAAGUCUACUGCGGAUAUAAGACGUGAAAAAAUGGCAUCUUAUGUGUUAUGGGGAUUGCUUAUAACAAUUCUUGGAAGUACAUGUUAUAUGGGACGUGGAUGGAGUGAUGAAGAAAUUAAACAAGAUGGAAGUUCUGGAAAAAAUACUUCUUCUACUUUUAUUGGAAGAUUAAAACAACGUGCAUCAUCUUUACUUAGCUAUUACAAUGAACCAGCGUUUGAUAAGCUUCUGCCUGAUCCUCUGCCUGAGCCUUAUCAACGUCGAUUUACAUUAGUUCUUGACCUAGAUAACCUACUUAUUCACUCAGAAUGGUCUCGUGAACAUGGAUGGAGAAUUGCAAAAAGACCGGGCUUAGAUUAUUUCUUAUCUUAUCUUAGCCAAUAUUAUGAAAUUGUUAUAUUCACUACACAAUAUGCUGCAACAGCUAUACCAAUUAUACAGAAAUUAGAUCCAUAUAGAAGUUCACUUAGUGCAAGUUUGUUUAGAGAAGCUACUAAAUAUGUCAAUGGUAAACUUGUAAAGGAUUUAAAUUACAUGAAUAGGCCCUUAGAUAAAAUCAUUAUGCUUGAUACUAAUCCAGAUUCUUAUUCCUCUCAGCCUGAUAAUGCAAUUGCUAUGGAACCGUGGAAAGGCGAUCCUAAUGACAAAGAAUUGAUUUCAUUAAUUCCAUUUUUAGAAUAUAUUGCUUCUAUGGAAGUAUCAGAUGUUCGUCCUGUUAUAGCAUCUUAUAGAGGGAAACAUAUUCCUACUGAAUGGGCACGUAGAGAGAAAUUGUUGAAAGAUAAUAUAAAAAAGGAAUGGGAAGAACAUAAUAAAAAUAAUAAUUCAUGGGUUUCAUUCUUACUCAAUGGAUCAAUGCAACGUUCAUCUCAAACUCCUCAAUUAAUGACUGAUCAACAGAGAGAAAGAGCUCAGCAAGCAUAUAUAGAAUACCAAGAAUAUUUAAAAGAGCAUGGUGAGGAAAUGUUAAAUCAAGAAAAACAAAGAGAACGUGAGCAAAUGUCAGCUAUGAAAACAAGUAUAAAUAGUUUAAUAUUUGAAGGAAUUCCGAAACCUCCAGAGCAUGUUUAG